Molecule: messenger RNA, 1203 nt
Organism: Hyalella azteca
Lineage: Eukaryota; Metazoa; Arthropoda; Malacostraca; Amphipoda; Hyalellidae
Product: transmembrane protein 41A
Exons: 6
Coding region: 1-693 (230 amino acids)
Source: RefSeq, a predicted model, not a curated record
AUGCACGAAAUCACUAGAGGAGGUCAGUCAGCAGACUGUCAGCUGGAUCUCCACUUUCCAACAAGUGUUCCUGAACUACAAAAUCUAGUUUCUGUCCUGAAGCUCUACCAUGAUGAACACUUCAGUUACCUCAUCACCCUCUUCUCCAUGGCUUAUGUGUACAAACAAACAUUUGCCAUCCCAGGAUCUGCCCUCAUGAACAUUCUGGGUGGAGCUUUGCUGGGGGUAUGGGUGGCCUUACCAGUGGUAUGUAUCCUCGCAGCUGUGGGGGCCUCCUGCUGUUAUCUGCUCUCCAGCAUCUCCCUGUCUCACCUCCUCAUACACUGUGAAAAAGAGAGAGUAAACAAACUCCGAGACAGAAUUCGCGGCAACGACAGUUCACUCUUUCUGUUUCUGCUGUCACUGCGCAUCUUUCCUGGGACCUCAAACUGGUUCCUGAACAUGGCCUCACCCGUGGCUGAUGUGCCGCUGCAUCUAUUCUUUUUUUCUGUAUUAUUAGGCUUGGCGCCCUACAACGCCGUGUGUGUGGUGGCGGGUGCUAGCGUAUCUCAGCUGCGCUCCGUGUCAGACUUGUGGUCUGCUAACUCUGUAGCGACGCUCGUGGUGCUCGCUGUCAUUGCCUACACUGCCAGCAGGCUCAUGCAGCCCUACCGGUGCACCAUUAGCGCUGCUUCAAAGAAGAAGAGGAGCUAACUCAGCCACGAGUCGUGUCAAUCCAUGUUAUGGAUCGGGCAGCUUAUAAAAAUGGUUAACUAAUAUCUUUAUCAUUACUUGCAUAGCCCCUCUCAAAUUUCAGAUUCUCAAUUCAUUCACUAGAAAAUUACUUAGUAUGUUUCCUGAGUUUGCGUGGCUUAUACAAGUUACUUGCAAGGGUUGCAAAAGAAAUGUGAUUGCCACCUCGUACCAGAAUGCGUGCCGGCUUUUCAUCAAAAUGUUUCACCUGCAAGUAAUACCUGCCACAAUUUCGUUGUAUCCGUUUUUUUAAGUUGGAUGCUGCAAAUUUUCACAUGUCCUAUUUUUCAUUCAUAUGACAACAAGCUCUUCAACUAGGUAUGAUGUUAACCUCUCAGUUUUACUGGCGUCACUUUGCUUAGACGUCGCCAUUGAUCCAUCAUCACGUUUGGAAUGUAAUUAACCCAUUCGUUGGUUGCGUCAUGGUUGAACUAGUAAGAGGUUGACCCAUGAGCAGCUCAUUUUUGCGGA